Molecule: messenger RNA, 492 nt
Organism: Suillus bovinus
Lineage: Eukaryota; Fungi; Basidiomycota; Agaricomycetes; Boletales; Suillaceae
Exons: 2
Coding region: 1-492 (163 amino acids)
Source: RefSeq, a predicted model, not a curated record
AUGCGUUCAACGCCACGGGAUUUCAACGAGCCUUUCAAAGUUGCAGAUCACAAUUGGUGCCAUGUCGAAUCAGUCGAGUAUUUUAUAUGGAUCAAAGGUGAGAAAGACAAAGCAAUUGACAUGCGUAAUGGAAAGCCGGAGGACAGAGCGCAUGGCACCUUGAUGCCCGUGGUACGCAUGGACGAGGUUUCGAAGAUUCUGAACCGAGGGAUGGCAGAGAUGAGAGACCUCUUCCUUGACUUUCAGAAAAAGCUCGAUCCUCGGUCAGAGGCCAAUCAUUCUACUCUGCAAGAUUUCGUCAUUCCGCCCUUCCCUGUUGACUGGAAUGUUGUUGCGCUCGGAAUCCUAACCGCAGUGGACCUUACUGCUCAUCGGCGCUACGUCGUUUGGCACUCGAGGCGUUUCAGACGCGCGAAGCGCUCUUGUGACUCGUCUUACGAGCCUUCGGAAUCAGAGCAAUGUCUUGGCGACCCAUGCAGGUCACCUACCUAG